AUGUCGCAACCCCAGGAGUUCAGAUAUUUCUCUUCUCUGCCCGCCGAGCUUCGCCUCGAGAUCUGGCGCUUGAGCUGCCAACCACGUGUGGUCGAGGUCCGGUACGCGGCCGCAACAGAUACGUACCACUCGACCGCUGCACCACCCGCCAUCGUACAAGCCUGCCAGGAGUCGAGAGCAGAAGCGACGAGGAUAUACAGGAGAGGCUUCCAAACACGCGGCCAGGAACACUACAUCCACUUCUGCCCGUACCUCGACGUCUUGUACAUCCCCCGCGACGGCGAGAUGGGCUACGACGACACAGCCCGGGACUUUGCCAGGCUGAUCCCGGACACGGCACGCAGCGUGCUCAGUCUCGCCAUUGACCAUGUCAAGACCGACGUGAUCCGCCCGUGGGAGCCCUACAACAAGUUCUGCAUCAUACAAAGCUUCCCCAACCUGCAACAGGCCUUCCUGGUCGUCGGCUCUGUACACGACGGGAAGAUUAACGACGACGACGACGACUUCAAUUCGGGUAUCGAAUUUGUCGACCCCAAGGGCGACCCGGCGACCAUCUUGCGCAUGAUAGACGGCGUUCUCGAGUCCUUCUGCUACGAGCUCGGCCCUAUCACCUGCGGCCUGGGGCGCAAGGAGGAUGUCUGGUUCUCUCCCCCCAUACCAUCCCUGAUCCCCAAGGCAAAGGUGCUUCAUGGUCUGGACAAGUCGGGCCCAGACACGAGUUCAAUAGUGUGCUGGCAGCUGGACUAUGAGGUUGGCUGGCACAUCGGAGUUCAUGUUGCUCCCGCAUUGGAAAAGGAGCGCAUCCUAAAAGGGAAGGAGUCGGCGCACCGCUACCGUUGA
This is a messenger RNA of Thyridium curvatum, 840 nucleotides long. RefSeq lists its product as uncharacterized. The record is from RefSeq and is a predicted model, not a curated record. The transcript has 2 exons. The coding region runs from base 1 to 840 and encodes 279 amino acids. NCBI's taxonomy places the organism in Eukaryota, Fungi, Ascomycota, Sordariomycetes, Thyridiales, Thyridiaceae.